This is a messenger RNA of Thermothelomyces thermophilus ATCC 42464, 309 nucleotides long. RefSeq lists its product as uncharacterized. The record is from RefSeq and is a predicted model, not a curated record. Gene Ontology annotation, cellular component: endoplasmic reticulum membrane; signal peptidase complex. The transcript is spliced from 3 exons. Bases 1 to 309 code for a protein of 102 amino acids. Gene Ontology annotation, biological process: protein targeting to ER. Lineage: Eukaryota; Fungi; Ascomycota; Sordariomycetes; Sordariales; Chaetomiaceae.
AUGGCAGAGCAACUUCUUGAUCAGGCCCGCGACCUGUUCGAGGGGCAGAUUGAUUUUGAAGGCCAAAAGCUGGUCGAGGUUCUUGUCAAUGUGGCCCUGACAAUCGUUGGGGCCAUUGCCUUCCUCGUCGGCUAUUUUCUCCAGGAUAUCAAACUCGCCGUUUACAUCGGCCUCAUUGGCACAGCCGCAGUCUUUGUCCUCGUUGUUCCGCCUUGGCCUUUCUACAACCGGAAUCCUGUAAAAUGGCUACCAGUUGGUGGAAUCACGCCUCCAGCAAAUCUCGUGGUCGACGAUAAGAUGUUCAAAUGA